Messenger RNA from Neltuma alba, 1119 nucleotides. RefSeq lists its product as uncharacterized. Lineage: Eukaryota; Viridiplantae; Streptophyta; Magnoliopsida; Fabales; Fabaceae. Gene Ontology annotation, molecular function: zinc ion binding; nucleic acid binding. The record is from RefSeq and is a predicted model, not a curated record. The transcript has a single exon. The coding region runs from base 1 to 1119 and encodes 372 amino acids.
AUGGAAGAACCCGGCUGCCAGAAAAUGCCUCCGGACCGCGAGCUAGAUGACUGUAACAAAGUGGUGAGUGCAAAAAAAUCGAAAAAGGAGAUCAAGGAAGACACAAUAAUGUCAGACAAGAUGGAGGAUGCUGAAGGAUGCUUCGAGGAAACACAAGCUCAAGACCCACAACAAAAACAGAAGUCAAGUCCCAUUUCUUACAGAGACUCGCUGUUGGGAUGUAAAAAACAGGGUUUUAAUGGAGUUGCAAAUGGGUGUUCAGGCAUGGAGGAGGACACACUCAUCUCGGAUGUCCUGGACCAGACAUGGAGCUUACCAGAACCCUCUGAAGAACUUAAAAAGCUAAUGGAGGUAUACCCGGUAAUGCCAAUCACGGAAGAAGAGUUUAAUGAUGAAUGUAAGCAGUGGAAUAAUGCCUUGAUUAUCACAGUACUGGGGGCACGAUUUAAUCUAUAUAAGCUCAGGGAGCAUUUGGGUAGAAUCUGGGGAUUUACCGACUUUGAGUUAGUCGAUCUGCCGAACAAUUAUUAUGUGGUCCGCUUCAACAAUGAUGAGAGUUGGGGUGGGAAGUAUAAGCGAGUACUCUUUGAAGGGCCAUGGGCAGUGGCGCAGCACAGCAUUCUAGUACAGAAAUGGUCCCCGUAUUUCGACCCAUUCCACAACCCAUUGGGACGAAUUGCCACCUGGGUGAGAAUACCAAAUAUUCCCUUACAUUGCUACUCAAAAAAAUUCAUAUGGCGAAUCGGAGAUAUGAUAGGGAGAACGCUCAGGGUGGAUAUGAAUACCAUAGCAAACUUAGAGGAAAGUAGAGCCAAGGUGGAGCGCGGCCGGUUCGCCCGCAUAUGCGUGGAAGUAGAUCUCCAGAAGAAGCUGAUCCCUCGAAUCAUAUGUACAUCUGCCCUUUUUAAUGUGGAGUAUGAGGGGUUGAAUCUUAUCUGCUUUGAGUGUGGAAGAUAUGGGCAUACAAGGGAUGCUUGUCCCUGGAAACCAUCGUCUCAAAAGGUGCCAGAGACGGCACCAAAGACCAGUGAUCAACCGCGUAUGUCGCCGGCCAAAACUCUACCGGAGGAAGAUGAACACUUCGGCCCCUGGAUGUUGGUGAAAGGAAACAAGUCAUGA